Messenger RNA from Psammomys obesus (fat sand rat), 9772 nucleotides. It is a transcript of the gene Setbp1, whose product is annotated as SET binding protein 1. The record is from RefSeq and is a predicted model, not a curated record. The transcript has 6 exons. The coding region runs from base 351 to 5108 and encodes 1585 amino acids. Lineage: Eukaryota; Metazoa; Chordata; Mammalia; Rodentia; Muridae. Gene Ontology annotation, molecular function: DNA binding.
CCGCCUGCGCGCCCGGGGGCCCCGGCGCCCCCCGAGCGAGGGCGGCCCGCCCCGCGCGUCGCCGUUUGACAGAUGCUCGUCGCUAUGGAGUUGCCGCAGCAGCACCUUUGGGGGCUCGGACGAGCGACCGGAGGCGGAAUCUGAGCGAGCGCCCGGGCCAGCGGAGCCGGAGACGCCGGGACAUGGAUCUGAUUCCUACUGAGGACUUCACCACAUCUCCAUUCUUGGGACAGUAAACCCAGCGGCUGGACUACUUUGUUCUUGGAACUUUGGGUGUCCUCUCUUUUGACCUUUUCCACUUCCCUUUGUCUCUUUCCCUCCUGAGAACUCCUGAAAACUGUAGGAUUAUCAUGGAGUCCAGGGAAAUUUUAAGCAGCUCCCGGCAAAGAGGGAGUGAGUCGGAAUUCCUUCCAGGCUCCUCAUCCAAGUCCCCAGCAGCUCCCGGCUGUUCAGGAGAGCCCUUGAAAGGCAUCUCUGUGGGUGGAGAACGCAUGGAGCCAGAGGAGGAGGAUGAAUUGGGCUCAGGAAGAGAUGUGGAUUGCAACUCUAAUGCAGACAGUGAGAAAUGGGUGGCUGGAGAUGGCUUGGAAGAGCAAGAGUUCUCCAUCAAAGAGGCAAACUUCACUGAGGGGAGUUUGAAGCUGAAGAUUCAGACCACAAAGCGGGCUAAGAAACCCCCCAAAAACCUGGAGAACUAUAUCUGCCCACCUGAGAUUAAGAUCACCAUAAAGCAGUCUGGGGACCAGAAGGUGUCUCGUGCUGGGAAAAAUAGCAAAGCUACAAAGGAAGAAGAAAGAAACCACUCCAAAAAGAAGCUCCUCACAGCCAGUGACCUUGCAGCCAGUGACCUCAAAGCAUUUCAGACGCAGGCUUACGAGAGGCCCCAGAAACACUCAGCACUUCAUUAUGACCCAGGCCUCACACAGGGCUUCACCAGUGACACCUUAAAACCAAAGCACCAGCAAAAAAGCAGCAGCCAGAGCCACGUGGACUGGUCUUCCAACUCUGACAGUGGAUCUGCCACUCAGAAUUGUUUCAUCAGUCCAGAGACUGGCAGAGAAACUGCAAACACCAGCAAGAUCCCAGCUCUUGAACCCGUGGCUUCCUUUGCAAAGGCCCAGAAUAAGAAAGGCAGUACAGGGACUACCUGGAGUCAGUUGUCCAGCAGCAGCAAAGAUCUGCUCUUGGGAAGUGUGGUACCAUCCCCCAGCAACCACAGCUCCCCCACAAACCCUAGCAACUCUGUUGAGUGUAAUGGACUCCAGCCAUUGGGAGAUCAAGAUGGAGGAGGUACAAAGGAGCUCCCAGAACCACCCAGUACUGGUAGCAAGAAGAAGUCCAGUAAAAAGGAUGUGAUAAGUCAAACCAUACCAACCUCUGAUCUGGAUUGGGUCAAGAAUGCCCAGAAAGCAUUUGAAAACACAGAAGGAAAAAGGGAAGGCUACCCUGCUGACCAUACUCAAGACGCAUCACCAACCAGGCAGAGUGUUAGUUCCGUCAGUAAUCCUGAAAAUGAUUCCAGUCAUGUCCGGAUUACCAUCCCCAUAAAAACACCUUCUCUGGAUCCAGCCAACCAUAAGAGGAAGAAGAGGCAGUCCAUUAAAGCUGUGGUGGAAAAAAUCAUGCCGGAGAAAUCACUGGCUUCGGGGAUUGCUAUGAGCAGUGAAGUUGUUAACAGGAUACUUUCCAACUCAGAGGGAAAUAAGAAAGACCCUCGAGUCCCAAAGUUGGGUAAGAUGAUAGAAAACGAGUCACCCUCAGUUGGCCUUGAAACAGGUGGGAAUCCUGAGAAAAUUGUCCCUGGAGGUGUGUCCAAGCAAAGGAAACCAACCAUGAUCAUGACAUCACCAACACGCACAGAGCACUCUCAGUCAGGAAAGAUGCCUGAGAUCCAACACCCCAAGUUUGCUGCAAAAAGGAGGUGUAGUAAGGCAAAACCUCCGGCUAUGCUUCGAGAGGCAGUCUUAGCUACUGCUGACAAACUGAUGGUGGAGCCACCAUCUGCGUACCCCAUUACCCCAUCCAGCCCUCUAUACACCAACACGGACAGUCUGACUGUGAUCACACCAGUCAAAAAGAAGCGGGGACGACCAAAGAAGCAGCCUCUACUCACAGUGGAGACGAUUCACGAAGGUACUUCCACUAGCCCAGUCAGUCCCAUCAGCAGAGAGUUUCCUGGCACCAAGAAAAGAAAGAGGCGGCGCAAUCUCGCCAAGUUGGCCCAGUUAGUGCCAGGAGAGGAUAAACCUAUGAGUGAGAUGAAGUUUCACAAAAAGGUUGGAAAGCUUGGUGUGUUGGAUAAGAAGACCAUCAAAACGAUCAACAAGAUGAAGACACUCAAAAGGAAAAAUAUCUUAAAUCAAAUCUUGUCCUGUUCCAGCAGCAUGGCCCUAAAGGCCAAAGCUCCUCCAGAGACCAGUCCUGGGGCAGCAUCGAUUGAAAGUAAAUUGGGCAAGCAGAUUAAUGUCAGCAAGAGAGGAACCAUCUACAUCGGCAAGAAGAGGGGCAGGAAGCCAAGAACAGAGCUGCCACCCCCAUCCGAGGAACCCAAAACAGCCAUCAAGCACCCCAGGCCUGUUUCUAGCCAGCCGGAUGUUCCAGCCGUGCCUUCCAACUUUCAGUCACUCGUGGCUUCUUCACCAGCAGCUAUGCACCCCCUUUCAACACAGUUAGGCGGGUCCAAUGGCAACCUGAGCCCCGCCAGCACUGAAACCAAUUUUUCGGAAUUGAAAACUAUGCCAAACCUCCAGCCCAUCAGUGCUCUUCCAACCAAAACCCAGAAGGGGAUCCACAGUGGAACCUGGAAGCUGUCCCCACCCAGGCUGAUGGCCAACUCCCCUUCACACCUUUGCGAGAUUGGCUCGCUGAAGGAGAUCACACUGUCCCCUGUGAGUGAGUCGCACAGUGAGGAGACCAUCCCAAGUGACAGCGGCAUCGGGACAGACAACAACAGCACCUCUGACCAAGCAGAGAAGAGUUCAGAAUCCCGACGGAGGUACUCUUUUGAUUUCUGUUCCCUGGACAACCCGGAGGCCAUCCCAUCUGACACCAGCACAAAGAACCGCCAUGGCCACCGGCAGAAGCAUCUCAUUGUGGACACUUUUCUGGCCCACGAAAGCCUCAAGAAGCCAAAGCACAAGAGGAAAAGAAAAAGCCUGCAAAACCGUGAUGAUCUCCAGUUUCUGGCUGAGCUGGAAGAGCUCAUCACCAAAUUUCAAGUGUUCAGGAUCUCCCACCGGGGCUAUACUUUUUACCAUGAGAAUCCAUAUCCCAGCAUCUUUAGGAUUAACUUUGAUCACUAUUACCCGGUGCCAUAUAUCCAGUAUGACCCAUUGCUCUAUCUUCGUAGGACUUCAGACUUGAAGUCAAAGAAGAAGCGUGGUAGGCCUGCAAAAACCAAUGACACCAUGACAAAGGUGCCUUUUUUACAGGGGUUCAGCUACCCUAUUCCCAGUGGAAGUUACUAUGCACCCUAUGGAAUGCCUUACACAUCAAUGCCUAUGAUGAACCUUGGUUACUACGGUCAGUAUCCAGCUCCUCUGUACCUAUCGCACACACUUGGAGCAGCGUCCCCAUUCAUGAGGCCAACAGUGCCACCACCCCAGUUCCACACAAGUUCCCAUGUCAAGAUGUCUGGGGCAACUAAACACAAAGCCAAGCACGGAGUACACUUGCAGGGAACUGUAGGCAUGGGCCUCAGUGACAUACAGCCAUCCCUGAACCCUCCCAAGGUGAGCGGGGCCGCUCUGUCUAGCAGUAGGCUCCACAAGAGGAAACACAAACACAAGCGGAAGCACAAGGAAGACCGGAUCCUAGGGACCCACGACAAUCUGAGUGGUCUCUUUGCAGGCAAAGCCACAGGCUUCUCCAGCCACCUCCUGAGUGAGCGGCUGAACAGCGCAGACAAGGAGCUCCCGUUGGUGAGCGAGAAGGCCAAGCAUAAGGAGAGACAGAAGCAUCCGCAUGGUGAUGCCAACCACAAGGUUUCUAAGAACAACUUUGAGGUGGACACCCUGUCUACACUGUCACUUUCGGAUGCCCAGCACUGGACACAGGCUAAGGACAAAGGUGACUUGAGCAGUGAGCCUGUGGAGUCAUGUGCUAAAAGGUACUCUGGCAGCAGUGGGGAUAGCAGCAGCACGAGGUCAGAAAGUCUGGAUGUGUUCAGUGAAAUAAAUCCUUCCAGUGACAAGUGGGACAGUGACGUGAGUGGGAGUAAGAGGAGGAGCUUUGAAGGCUUUGGGACAUACAGGGAAAAGGACAUUCAGGCCUUCAAGGUGAACCGCAAGGAGAGAAGUUCCUAUGAGUCCUCCAUGUCUCCAGGAAUGCCAAGUCCCCACUUAAAAGUGGACCAGACGCCAGCACAUAAUAAGAGCGAGGGCUCAGUAUCCACCAUGAUGGCCAGGAAGAAGCCAACUGCAGUGGACAGUGUUGCAAUUCCCUCCGCCCCGGUAUUAUCUCUCCUUGCUGCAUCCGCAGCAACAUCGGAUGCAGCCAGUUCCUCCCUGAAGAAGCGAUUCAAGAGGCGGGAGAUCGAAGCCAUCCAGUGCGAAGUGCGGAAGAUGUGCCAUUACACCAAGCUUCUGUCCACCAAGAAGAACCUGGACCACGUGAACAAGAUCCUGAAGGCCAAGCGGCUGCAGAGACAAUCAAAGACGGGCAACAACUUUGUCAAGAAGAGGCGAGGUCGGCCUCGGAAGCAGCCCACCCAGUUCGAUGAGGACUCCAGAGACCAAAUGCCGGUGCUGGAAAAGUGCAUCGACCUACCCAGCAAGAGAGGCCAGAAGCCCAGCCUGAGCCCCCUUGCGCUGGAACCGGCCGCGGGCCAGGAUGCAGUGAUGGCCACCAUCGAGGCGGUCAUCCACAUGGCGCGGGAGGCGCCCCCGCUGCCCCCGCCCCCGCCCCCACCGCUGCCGCCGCCCCCGCCUCCGCCCCCGCCGCCCCCGCCGCUGCCCAAGACCGCGCGCGGCGGCGGGAAGAGGAAACACAAACCGCAGCCCCCAGCGCAGCCCGCGCAGCCCCCGCCGCAGCCUCUUCCCCAGGAAGAGGAAGUGAAGGCCAAAAGGCCGAGGAAGUCGCGCGCCAGCGAGAGCGAUGUCCUUCCCUAGGGCGGGCCUGGGUGGCGGGAUCCGGGCAGGGACUGAUGCGGGGGAGCGCAGCAGCCUGGUGGGCCCGAUGCCCAGCCACUGGGACACCCCGCCCCUCUCUGCAGCGGGUGGGCAGGAUGGGCAGAGGGCGGGUGGAGCUGUGGGGAGCUCUUGGGUAGCGAGGGCACAGGGCCCCCCCCCCCCCCCCCCCCAAAAAAAAGGCAGCUGUCUCUGCUGUACAGCGAUUCCCAACCCAGCGCCACUCCACGUGGCCGGAUCCUCACGAGCUGCAGAAGAUGGAGGAGGAGCCCAAAGCUGGUGCUCUGUGAUGGCCACCUGACCCUCCCCAUCCCAGGUGUGCCCUUGAUUCCGAUUUCAUUUGCUGGUCAGAAAAAUUAAAUGGGAAACACCGUUAGCAAACAUUCCAAGGGGGAGCAAAGCUGCAAAUUUACCAGCUGGCUUGUUGUAAGCCACUUCCACGUAAUUGGUUUUUUAUUUCCUUCGGUUUGCAAACUCGGCUAGGCUUUGGGGCACCCACAUCAUCUUCAAGUGACCCAAGAGAUGCAUCUUUCCGUUAACAACACAGUUGCUCAGAUGGGAUCUUGUGAUCAGUAGGUGGAACUGGACUGAUAGGCGACCUUAGAUCUGCGCGUGUUCCUGUCUCGUACACUGACUUUGCAUUGUCUGUUCUGCUUUUCUUUCGCGUUGUAUUUUUCAUGUAUUCCCCGUUAACUUGCUGCCUUCUAUUUUGUGGUACACGUCUAAACAAUGUGAACUUGACCCACGUUGUGAAGUGUGCUCUUGGCGUCCUGCCUCAAGGAAUCGGCUUUGAAUCUCAACCACUGGGAAACAUACUCAGUAUAGAUAGAAGCUUUUUAAUAAGUGACUCAGAGCAGCCAAGGGAUAUGUUGACCCAGGCAUCAGCCAGGUUAUUUUUAUACUUAAAACAUAUCAGUGGAGAAUAGGCAGGAUAAAACGGUUUUAAUACCCCACAGCAAGUGGAAUAACUGAUAAGCCACCAAAAAUCGAAAUCCCAUGCCCAUCAGAAAGAAAACCAUCUAGCAAUGCCUUGGUACCUGAUUAUUUUCAUGCAAAGAGCUGUCUAGGUUGUUAAGGAACAGAAACAAAGACAGUAAAGGUCCAUUAUCUUUUAAUAAUUAUUUCUUAAAAGUGAAGGGGAGUAAGUGUUCUUAUCUAAAAAAUAAAAUAAAAGUAUUGAAAGGGUAUCGCCACUCCAAUUGUAUCAAGCCACCUUGGACAAAGUAUCCAAAUUGUGGUUGCCUUAAUACACUAAAACAUUGCUGUACAUAAUGUAAUUAUAAACCUAUCAGUCUGCAUGGAUGCAAACUGUGUGUGACAAAUCGUCUUUUAAAUGGUCAGUUUCAACUGUACAUUUCUCAUCCAAGUUGUACUCUAGCCUCUGGUUUAGUGUGGACAGAUGUUCCGUCUAUCAUCCAUUUCCAAAGCCUGAGUUCGGACUUAUCCCGCUGCCGUAGAUGUUUUAAAAAGUCAGAUGUGGAAAUUUCAAAUAAGUAUUUUCAACUUUCUCCCUUACUCCUCCCCUUAACUUCUUCAAGACAUCAAAUACCUGGCAUCAUAGCUUAUAUAAAGAGAGACACAGAGAGUUUCAUUUUCUAAGGGGAAUUUGGAUAUCUGGUUUACCUCCAAAUUCAGUUCUUUACAGAAAGUUGGGACCAGCUAGGAAACUGCAUUAUCACUUCAGAACAUAGUAUCUCCUCCUCAGAGAGAGAUGGCUCUUUUGGGGGAACAUAAAUGAACAUGUGAGUAGUAUCUACUAAAGGAAAUUUGAAAUUCCCAAGUUAAUAUGCUUGUAAAUAUCACCGCUGUGUCCUGGCACAACAGUUGCUUGGAAUUACAGAGCCAUCCUAUUCUGCACUGUAGGAAUGGACUUCACGUCUUUUUGCAGCCUGCUCGGUCAGUCUCUUUUAAUCCUAGCAAUACGUAAGUUUAAAGGACUGUGCUUAUUUCAAGCUUUUAUCUGAGAUACUCAGUUUGUGACCUGGGUUGACCUAUGGCAUUUCACACAAUUUGAACAUCGAAAUCUAAACAGCCAUUUUCAAUCUGUCACUAAGGAGCCAUGGCUGAGUAGCUCCAAAGUCAAGGGGAGGAAGGUAUAGAUCAGCCCCUUUCCCCUAACCAUUCCUUCAAAAGAGCAGCCAUUUCCAUUCCAAUUAAGCCAUAAAGAGGGUUCUCUUCCUGUUAGACUUUGAAAACUGUUACUUUCUUUCCUCCUUCUUGUGGUGUACAAUCUCCCAAGCAAGUCUAUAAGCAGUCUAACCCUUCCUAUAGAGGAGAGAGCUGGUGCUUAAUAAACCUCAAGGGAGAUCCAUCAUUUAAUUGGAUUAACCUGAAAUAGGUGAUUAGCUCAAAACAAGCUUUGGUUAGAAUUUCCAACCCAAUAAAAAGAUCCCAGGAGAGAUACAAUGACCCUGCAACUUAACAACUUAAUGAAUUAGGGUGCGUUAUUUUCUGUCAGUUAAAUGUGACUCAAAUGCAAAUCCCUGAGUGCAAACUCUGAGUACUGUUUGGAAAACUAGAGGACCAAAGAGAGCCAUGAGAACAGCAGCUGACAGUGGAAGGAGCCACUCAGCCACGCAGAGGCUCCCACCACCCAAGAACUCCCUCACAGUUGCACACUUUUUUCCUCUUGUUUUUCGUGAACUUAAGUUUAUCUCAUUGAUACAACUAUGUCUGUAUUCCCUAAUAACUCCUCUAGCCUUUCCUCUGCUGCCCAGGCCCCUCCAUGAAGCAGUUCAAUUUCCACAGCUAGUUGGUUUUAGAGCCAGGAAGAGAACCCAGCUCUUGAUUCAAAGUAUGGAGGUUCUUAACCACACAACACUGCCUUCCAGGGAUGCACUUCUAUUUUGAGAGGGGUCAUUUAGGAUCCUCAAGACUCCAUUUACAGGCCCACAAAACAUUUUGUAAUGAUCCUUUGCUUUAAAUUUCUAUUUUUUCUUCUUUUCUUUUUGGAGUACUCCUUCAGCAAGUAGGCAGAGAUCCACUUACAGUAUGAGACCAAUUGGAGAUGAGAAGGUAAAACCUAGAUGCAAAAGCUCCUUGGAGGAGCUGAUGGUCUUUAAUCCACCUUACUAAGGGACUAGAAAGCCAUUUGCUUUUCGACCCCUCAUCUCAAAUGAGAGGAACAGAAGUUUAACUUCUUCAAAUAGCCCAGCUGUGGCUACCUGCCAAGGAAGAAAGGUCAGAGGAAGGGAAAGCUUGUAGGAUUGCUUUGUGACUUGGCAGGACCAGAACUCAGCAGUCACUGGCAGCCUAGCAAAGGUGACUAAGGGCUGGCAAUAGAUUAGUGCAUUAACUUGGCCGCUGUCUGCAGGGGGAGGCCAUGUUCAAUGGCAGUCAAAAUUUGUGUUCUGCACAUUGCUGUAUCUAUAAAUAUGAUAAGCAAGUGGUGACAGAAUUAUUGUAUAAGGUGAUAUAUUAUAAGCAGAUCAUAAAGGAUUUGGUUUUAGGACUUAAGUAGCAAAUCUCACUCCUGGCUUGUUACUCAACAAUAUUGAGAUAAUGAGCUUGUGGAGUGUAUUUUUCCCUGACACUAGGAAGGUUGACCUGGGAACUGUCUAAAGACUAUACAGAUAUUUCCAAAGCCUUUAAAUGCCAACUGUAGCAUAGAGAAGGAGUGGCAGGAGCCGAAAUGCCUCAAAAGCCAUUUAAGUGUUAUGUCGCAGGAUUCUCAGUCCUACUCAUUAUGUAAAAGUACAUAAAUAUAGACAUUUUUCUCAACCCUACCCUAUCGUAUCACAAUGGUCCAAAUGCCAGCGCUUACAGAUAAUGUCAUCACAGUGCCUAGAAACUCAAACUGUAAUAUACUGUAGCAUCUUCUUGGUGUUUCUUCACGUUUCUUUUCACAAAGCAAGGCUCCUUCUGCCUCGUGUUUCUAAGAGAGUUCACCCCACUGAGGAGCCUGCCUUCCCUGUUGGACUCAGUCACUUGGGGAACAGUCAUAGAAGCACAUAUCAACCAAGGAAGAAACUUCCUGGAUAUCUGUCUCCCACUUGCCCAGGUAUAAUAAACACUAAAGAGGGAGAAAUCGAAGAGCUGCCAAUUGGUCAACUUGUAAGGGUAGUUCUGCCCUGGAUUGGUGUCUUUCUUUUUCUUCCUUUUUUAAAAAAAGAAAUCUAUUUCUUAAAUAAUAAUAAAUGCACAUGAUGUGUUAAAUAUGUACAUAUAUAUUUCAAAAAAAUGGGCACAAGAUUGUCUUACAAGUCCUUCUGGCUAAUUUUUAGUUUGUAUUCAUAAGUGGUUUUUAAAAGCCUUUUUUAAAGUGUAAUUUGCAUGUUCUACUUUGAUUGUAUGUAAACAUAUUUUAGAACAAAAAUGUAUUUGUAUUUUAUUGAAUAUAGAGGCAAGAAAAUUGUACAUUGUUUGAAAUGUUCUUUUUGUAACAGUUUUUAUUCAUAAAGCAUUUUUGUACAUUUAAAUGAACAUGGACUUGCUGUCAUUUGAGGCGUAGCGACAUCUGGCAUGCUUUACUGUCAUGCUCUCCCAUGGUCUUAGAUGUUGGGUUUUAAACAUUUUUUUCUAAAAGAAAGCUCAGUCUCUUUCGCUACCAGAUCAGGUUAGCACAGUACAGAGCACUUAACUAUUAAAAAAAAAAAAGUUGAUCCUAUUCAUAUGUUAUUCAUUGUGUGAAAUUAAAGACAUUCAAU